This is a messenger RNA of Verticillium nonalfalfae, 1863 nucleotides long. It is a transcript of the gene NTA1, whose product is annotated as Carbon-nitrogen hydrolase. The coding region runs from base 1 to 1863 and encodes 620 amino acids. Gene Ontology annotation, biological process: protein catabolic process. Lineage: Eukaryota; Fungi; Ascomycota; Sordariomycetes; Glomerellales; Plectosphaerellaceae. The transcript has 5 exons. The record is from RefSeq and is a predicted model, not a curated record. Gene Ontology annotation, molecular function: protein-N-terminal glutamine amidohydrolase activity; protein-N-terminal asparagine amidohydrolase activity.
AUGAGGAUCGGUUGUGUUCAGUUCGCGCCGCAGGUCGGCGAUGUCGACAAUAACCUCAACCGCGCCGAUGCUGUCCUGAGCAGAGCGAAUCCCGAGGAACUCGAUCUUCUGGUCCUGCCUGAAAUGGCCUUUUCAGGCUACAACUUCAAGUCCUUAGAACAUAUCGCACCAUAUCUCGAACCAUCCGGCUCCGGAAUCACGGCAUUAUGGGCUCGCACCACUGCACUGAAGUACAACUGUAUUGUCGCUGCUGGGUACCCGGAGAAAGUUGACCCUUCACCCAAAUGGCCAACCGGCCCUGAGUAUUACAACUCUGCAAUCAUUGUCAAUGGAGACGGCGAGACGGUUGCAAAUUAUAGGAAAAGUUUCCUGUAUUACACCGAUGAGACAUGGGCGCUGGAAGGUGAUACUGGGUUUUUCGAAGGAUACAUCCCGGGCCUUGGCCACACGUCGAUGGGCAUCUGUAUGGACCUGAACCCCCAUAAGUUUCAAGCACCUUGGCACGCCUUCGAGUUUGCCUUUCACGUCCUCGAGUACUCCUCCAACUUCGUCAUUGUCUCUAUGGCCUGGAUGACACGCGAGGAUAGCAGGAUGUUCAGUCGUAUGCCUAACGAGCCUGACAUGGAGACCUUGACCUACUGGGUCACCCGCUUGGAGCCCCUCAUCAGGGCUGAGAAUGAUGAGGAGAUCAUUGUUGUGUUCUGCAACCGUACAGGCACUGAAGACGAAGCUGUUUACGCCGGGACGAGUGCAGUUGUUGGGAUUCAUGAUGGCGAGGUCAAGGUCUAUGGCCUGCUUGGUCGAGGAGAAAAGGAGCUUCUCGUGGUCGACACCGACAAUCCUCCGUACGCCAAGCUCCUGUACCGCCCGGAUGCCGACAGUUCAGAACCGGCACAAGGCGAACUACAGAAGAUGUCGCAAUCGCCAGCGCCGGGACAAAAACCGCCAUCAAACUCUCGAGAGGCGCAGUCUUCGCCAAAGGGCGAGGAUUCGAAGGAGCCAUUAUCGUCAACCAACCCUCCCACUUCACAAGCCGCCAUCGGUAGUGCCAUGAACAACACGACGGCGACAUCUUCGAAACGCACGAGACCGAGCCCGCAGAUUCAAAUCCCUCAGUACCCCCAACGCCGAGAGCCAGUCUCGGCCACAUCAGCAACAUCAGCCAAAUCCACUGGUUCCCAUGACAUACCAACACCGACUGCACCGAGUCCCACUCCACAGGCUGUUCGGCCUAAAUUAAUCAUUCCGCAGUCGCCGCCAUUUGGCAGUUGGGCGGAAGCCAAUAGCCCGCAACCUAUGACUUUCUCCCUCGAUCGAGCGCGCUCAGAGCUGCAACAAGAAUACGAGCGGCGGGCAUCUGGGUCGUCGAGCGGAUCCGGCAGCCCUCCGGCCGCCGCCAUGCAAGACUUUGAAGCUGUCGAAUCUGUUGUUUGCCCCAACUGCCCUGUCCACGGUGCACAAGUGUCAAUCAGCCCUGGUUCUGCCACAGAUGCUGCCGUCGGACAGGACUCGUCCCCCGGUUCCGAAGCCACCGUCGCAGGGCAUUCGCCUCUGCCCCGUACAAGUGAUAUUGAGCGAACCGCGAGUCAGGGUUCUCAAAUCACGCCGGACGGUGUUGCCUGUAGUGACUCUGGUUCACUAGCCGAGACUGUUGACACAGUUUCAACUCCUGGCCGCUCGCCGUCGACUCCAUCUUUUGAGACUCGAACACCGAAAGCAGAGGUGUUCGUCAACGAUGCAGAAGCAUCAUUCGAGGACGAAGCCAUACGACAUCCAAGUUCAGAAUCCAAGGGGGUUUCCCCUGACGCUGUAGAACGGGAUAUUUUGAGGAUGGCCACAGCCCCCAACGGCGUGGCCGUCUAG